Molecule: messenger RNA, 681 nt
Organism: Prorocentrum cordatum
Lineage: Eukaryota; Dinophyceae; Prorocentrales; Prorocentraceae
Source: the annotation of a GenBank genome assembly
AUGGCGCCGGCGGACCUGGCGGGCGUGUGGUCCUCGCCGCUGCCCGUGGCGCUCGCGGGCGGAGAUGGCGGGGCGUACCGGAGCGACUGCGGCUACAUGCUCGCCUUCGACAGGGCCACCCGCGCCGUCACGCUGUCCUUCGGCGGCAGCACCGUCGACGGGAAGGUGAACGCCGGGCUGACGCGGAUCCAGUGGAGCAGCGGCGCUGCGUGGACGCGGGAGGUCGUCGAGGAGAGGCGGCGCAGUGUCGUGGCCGAGGCCCAGCCGCACAUGCUGAGCGGCCGCGCGGUGGACUGCAUCGUCGACCGCAUCAACGAGGCCGUCGACAUCCCGCUGAUGUCGGAGCAAGCCGAGCGGAAGUUCAUAUUCGAGCCUCUGAUGAAGAAUGUCAACGCCAAUCUGCGGGGCGCAUUGUUGACCUUCAUGGCCGAGCCCUGGGUCGACGCGCUGCGCACUCUCCUCGACGAUGCCAUGGAGCACCGAGAGAAGACCGCGAAGAUCCAGCAGAUCCUCGCGCACCACGUGAGGGCUCCCCUCGUGGAGGCGCUCAAUAAGAGGAUCGACAUUCCGCUGCUCACAGAAAGCAUGGAGGCGAAGCUGUUCAAGCCGAUCGUCCAGAAACUUCUCGACGAGGUCGUGGAGCUGUCCGUGCUCGGGAUGGAGAGGCACGGGCUCGUGUGA